AAGAAUUAUUGACCCAUCAUGUCUGAGCUCCUGGAUCGAAACCCGCCUGGGCAGAGACCUAAAACUCGCACCAAACUUGACAGCGGCUACAGCGAUCACGACUCGGCAGAGUUCCUCAGGGAACUGGCUGACUCUGUGACCCAUCACCACGAUAAGGGUGACACCAAUGGUGACCUGAAGCCAGUCUUUGAGAACACGAACAGCAACACUACAGAUAUAGCUCUACAAGAUUUACGGCUGACGGAUUACCGGUUAAAAAAGUCAACGGAAAACGGGGACUUCCAUGGUUUGAAGAAGGAUGUCGAGGAAAAGGAUGAAAAUCGAUUGUUACAGAAAUCGGAGAUCGAUAAUUUAAAGGUGUUGAAUAACACUGAGGGAUACAAUGAAAAGCGAACAUUGUUGGAGGUAUUUGAUGAGAAACGGCAAGAAACACAUCCGCAAGUGGUUAUAGAGGUCGACAAAGGCGCCACCAACCCAGGUUCGGAUGUUGACGAUUGGAGCGAUGAAGAUGACGAGGACGACGACAGAGCCGGCUGUGUUUCCAGAACUGUUGUCAACAGCAGGAGACAUGUGGCCAAGGCCAUGGGCUACCUGCUAGCCAAAACCAGCGGCUACCUGACUAGCAUAGUGCUGCUUUUGGGCUACCUGGCUUAUUUCAUCGCUGCUAUGUGCUACAGAUUUGGUGACGAAGGAUCACAUAGACUGCUAGUGUGUACCAUACUGGGCGUGAUCAUCAUCAGUAGACAUCACAUCUACAGGGGAAGCCACCGAUUAUUUAUUUACAUCUACCGAUCUAAAGAGUUAUCCCCCAGACACCAGCACUUUGUAAAGACGUUUCGUUUUUUCCUGCGGUGGGCCCUGUACGGCGGUGUCACCGGUCUGAUGGCGUGGAUCAUCAUUGACCAGGCCAUCAAAGACCCCAGCAACCUGCGGUCAGUCCCUGGGAUGGUCAUCAUACUGCUCAUCUGUUUCCUCAUGUCCACCAAACCCAGCAAGGUGAACUACCACACCAUCAUCUGGAGCCUGGGCCUGCAGUUUAUUCUGGCACUGUUCGUGCUGAAAUGGCAGUUUGGCAAGGACUGCGUCAUGUGGGUACAGACUAGAUUCGAGGAGUUCUUCGGCAACUCGGCGGCUGGUUCCGCCAUGCUGUUUGGGCCUGGGUACAAUGAGCAUUACUUCGUGUUUGGGGCGCUACCACUACUAUUCUUCACCAACGGCAUCAUGACCCUGCUCUACUACUGUGGUGCCAUGCAGUUUGUGGUCAACAGCAUGGGAUCUUUUCUCAACUUUAUCCUGGACACCACGCCCGUGGAGUCUAUGGCUGUAGCGGCGGGGACCUUCAUGGAGGGGAUUACGGCCCUGACUGCUUUCCGCCCGUACCUGGGCGGACUGACCAAAUCCCAGCUUUUUUUGGUCAUCACUUCCUGUUUCUCUUCACUGGGCAGCGCUUACCUGGCCAUUCUCGCCAAAAUGGGGAUCUCCAUCGAUCUGAUCAUCGGUGCCAUGCUCCUGUCCGCCCCCGCCACCUUCACGGUGUGUAAGCUGAUUAUGCCAGAGACCAGCCGGAGGAAAGGUAAUCAAGUCAGUGACGUCGGCAACGAGAAAAGCAAGUACACGAACGUCCUAGACGCCUUCCAGGCCGGGGCUGUGGAGAUGAUGGCUGUGGUGGGGAACCUCAUCGUCAGCAUCUUCGCCUUCGUCUCUCUCAUCUCGUGGAUCAACACCACCUUCACGUGGUUCGGCGAGAGGGUUGGCAUAGAGAACCUCAGCAUAGAGAUGAUAGCGUCGUACGUCCUGUACCCCAUCCCCCUAGCUAUGGGGGUGGAGAUCAACGAUUGCAGACGUGUGGCUAUGUUGUAUGGCUACAGGCUGGGCAGCUCCAAUAUCAUUUCCUUUUUAAAGCUUGGAGAAAUGCGAAGAAACAAAGGACGAUUCUUUGAAUAUAUGAAGCAGACGGGAGGAAACGGUACUGUGACGUACAUUGGUGAUGACAUCAUUUUGAACCAAUGGAACGAGACUUUACCAUUUGGGUUUUUGUCGGAGAGGUCCGAGGCCAUCAUCACCUACGCCUUAAGCGGGUUCUCUAGUCUGUUGUCUGUAGCCAUGUUGCUGGGGUUCAUGGCGGCCUUCAUACCCAAGAGGAGGAAGUGGCUCUCUGAGAUUGCCUUCGUCGCUCUGGUAGCGGGCAAUCUGACCAACUGUCUGACAGGCUGCUUCGCGUGUCUAUUUUACUAAAGUGUAUAAAAAUGAGAGAAUCUUCGAAACAAAAUAG
Physella acuta is the source of this 2272-nucleotide messenger RNA. RefSeq names its product sodium/nucleoside cotransporter 1-like. Gene Ontology annotation, molecular function: nucleoside:sodium symporter activity. Lineage: Eukaryota; Metazoa; Mollusca; Gastropoda; Physidae. The record is from RefSeq and is a predicted model, not a curated record. Gene Ontology annotation, biological process: nucleoside transmembrane transport. Gene Ontology annotation, cellular component: plasma membrane.